AUGAACUGUGAUCAGAGUGAAAAUGCAUAUUGGAAAGCCAAGUUGACAAUAGCAAAUACGGAAGGACGAAACGAUUCUGAGCCGAGAAUGCUUGAGGUCGGUUACUUCCCUUGCGACUGUGUACGCAUCAUUGAUGGCAAACGACUUCCUGAUCAUCUUACGUCUUCAAAUAACAAGAUUUCCUCGCUGCCAACACGUCAAGUGUCCGCUCUGCUCAGGUAUCGCAUUGGAUUGCGUCAUCCAGUUUUCGGGAUCGAUUUGGUGGAUCACUUGGCAAGAACUGGACGAAAAGUUCCUCUAAUUGUUGAGCGAUGCUGCGAAGCGAUUGAACGGCAAGGAGUGGUCACUGGUAUUUAUCGACAAUGCGGAAUACAGUCCAAUAUACAAAAAUUGAGAGCGAAAUUCGAUAGCGGAAGCGAGCCAGACCUGUUCGAAUUUGGUCAGCGGGAUAUCUACUCUGUGUCCUCGUUAUUGAAGCAGUAUUUUCGGCAGCUUCCUAAUCCACUGUUCACGUUCCAAUCGUACGCGAAAAUUCUGAGUGCUUUCGAAAGCCCGGACCAUGACAAAGCACUCAAGCUGCGAGCUGAAAUGGAAGCUAUGCCGUUUGCUCACUUCCGGACAGCUACAUACCUGAUGCGACAUCUCACCCGCCUGUGCAAUUAUACUUCACUUACCGACAUGACAGCGAAAAACCUGGCUAUUGUCUGGGCACCCAAUUUGUUUAGAGCACCUCCCGUCCUCGAUGGUGACGAGUCGCAUAUGCUCAGUGGCUUAGAUGUGCACACGUCGCUCUGCAAUUACCUUAUCACAAAUUCAUCGGACAUAUUCGUCGACGGACUUGCAGAGGUCACCAAUAUCUCAGGUAUUCUUAACGUGUCUGAAUAUUCAUCUCAGAAUAUCUUUUCGAAACAUUGGCUGCAGCAC
Molecule: messenger RNA, 924 nt
Organism: Ostertagia ostertagi
Lineage: Eukaryota; Metazoa; Nematoda; Chromadorea; Rhabditida; Trichostrongylidae
Source: the annotation of a GenBank genome assembly